Messenger RNA from Poecilia reticulata (guppy), 924 nucleotides. The record is from RefSeq and is a predicted model, not a curated record. NCBI's taxonomy places the organism in Eukaryota, Metazoa, Chordata, Actinopteri, Cyprinodontiformes, Poeciliidae.
AUGCAGCCACGUGGGAAUUUCGAGGGCGUUUCUGGGUGGAGCUUGAGCGUUGCGGAGGCUCCUCCAGAACUCCGGCCUCCUCUCCUCCUCUUGAGGCCACUCCAGGACGGAAACGAGGACGGAAACGAGGACGGAGAGGAGGACGGAGAGGAGGACGGAAAGGAGGACGGAAAGGAGGAUGGAGAGGAGGACGGAAAGGAGGACGGAGAGGAGGAUGGAGAGGAGGACGGAAAGGAGGACGGAGAGGAGGAUGGAGAGGAGGAUGGAGAGGAGGAUGGAGAGAGAGGACGGAGAGAGAGGACGGAGAGGAGGCGACGGUUUGAAGAGAGGAUGGACAAAGAACAUUAUGGAGCUCUGGGAGGGGAACCCAUUGGGAACCUACAGGUGGCCCUACAGGUGGCCCUACAGGUGACCCUACAGGUGACCCUACAGGUGGCCCUACAGGUGGCCCUACAGGUGACCCUACAGGUGACCCUACAGGUAACCCUACAGGUGGCCCUACAGGUGGCCCUACAGGUAACCCUACAGGUGGCCCUAAAGGUGACCCUACAGGUAAACCCUACAAGUAACCGUACAGGUGACCCUACAGGUAACCCUUCCGGUGACCCUACAGGUAACCCCACAAGUACCCCUACAGGUAACCCCACAGGUGACCCUACAGGUAACCCUACAGGUAGCCCUAAAGGUGACCCUACAGGUAACCCUACAGGUGACCCUACAGGUAACCCUACAGGUAACCCCACAGGUAACCCUACAGGUAACCCUACAGGUAACCCCACAGGUGACCCCACAGGUGACCCUACAGGUNACCCUACAGGUAACCCUACAGGUAACCCCACAGGUAACCCUACAGGUAACCCUACAGGUAACCCCACAGGUGACCCCACAGGUGACCCUACAGGUGACCCUUCAGGUAACCUCUAA